Eruca vesicaria subsp. sativa (arugula) is the source of this 1845-nucleotide messenger RNA. Lineage: Eukaryota; Viridiplantae; Streptophyta; Magnoliopsida; Brassicales; Brassicaceae. The record is from the annotation of a GenBank genome assembly.
AUGGGGAAACAAGGAUCACCGAGAAGCCCUCGACCUGAAACGAGAGAUAAAGAAGAGAAGAGUGGGAGAAGAAGUUUGGAUUCUUUAACAGGAAAUGAUCUCUUGAUUGGUAGAAGAAUAUUUGGAAGUGAAGCAUCCAAGAAUCAAGGAUCUAAACAUGAUGAAAGCUGUGGCAGUAGCAACAAGCUCAGUUACUCUUGGAAGCAGCAACAUUCAUGGUUUCGUAGGAACUUCAAGUCGGUUCUUGUGAUGAUCUCGGUCACCGGUUUAAUAUUUUUUAUGGAUUCCGUUAUGGUUACCAUUUUUCAUUCGGAUAGGACCCCCGCGGUGCAGGACAUUUCAAGGUUGAGCAAUUUAACUGACCAUAAGAAUGGCGCUCAAGAGGCUUCACCGGUGCAAAUGUAUAGCCGUCUACUAAACUUAGCUUCAAGUUCUCUUGCAAAGAAUGUAUUCAAACCCGAUACACCGAAUUUCCGGGAGGAAAGAUCUUCAAAGUCAUCACAGUGGAAGCCUUGUGCUGAUAGUAACAAAACAUCUAUGGCAUUAGAGAGGUCUAGUGAAAUGAACAAUGGUCACAUUAUGGUUAGUGCAAACGGUGGACUUAAUCAGCAGCGCGUGGCUAUUUGUAAUGCUGUUGCGGUUGCUGCUCUACUUAACGCCACUCUAGUGCUUCCUAGAUUUCUUUACAGCAACGUUUGGAAAGAUCCUAGCCAAUUUGGUGAUAUAUACCAGGAGGAACGUUUCAUCCAGUAUCUGAAAGAUGAAGUGCAUAUAGUGAAGGAUCUUCCUCAACAUCUAAAGGCUAUUGAUAACAAGAAUCUCAGCUUGGUUACUGAUGCAGAGCUUGUAAAAGAGGCAAAGCCAGAUGAUUACAUCAAACAUGUUCUUCCUUUGUUAAAGAAGUAUGGAAUGGUUCAUCUUUUUGGAUAUGGGAAUCGCCUCGGUUUUGAUCCUUUGCCUUUUGAUGUUCAGAGAUUACGAUGUAAGUGCAACUUUCACGCGUUGAAGUUCGCUCCCAAGAUUCAAGAAGCCGGCUCUCUGCUAGUGAAACGGAUAAGAAGAUAUGAAACUUCGCGGAGUAAAUUGGAUGAAGCAUUGCUUGGUGAAUCCUUGGUGAAAUAUUCAGCUAGAGAAGAUCAAGAACCAUUGAAGUAUCUUGCUUUACAUCUAAGGUUUGAAGAGGACAUGGUUGCUUACUCUCUAUGUGAUUUUGGUGGAGGAGAAAUGGAACGCGAAGAGCUUCAAGCGUACCGAGAAAAUCAUUUCCCUCUUCUCCUCGAACGUUUGAAGGAAUCAAAGUCUGUCUCUCCAAAAGAGUUGAGGAAAACAGGAAGGUGUCCAUUAACACCAGAGGAAGCAACUCUAGUUCUUGCUGGUCUUGGAUUCAACAGAGGAACAUACAUAUACUUAGCUGGAUCUCAAAUCUAUGGAGGUUCUUCUCGUAUGCUUCCUUUAACAACUCUUUACCCCAAUCUUGUGACUAAAGAGACUCUCUUUACACCACAAGAACUUGCACCAUUCAAGAACUUCUCUUCUCAGCUAGCUGCCCUGGAUUUCAUAGCUUGUGCUGCUUCAGAUGUGUUUGCAAUGACUGAUUCCGGGAGUCAAUUAUCGUCCUUAGUCUCUGGAUUUAGAACAUACUAUGGGGACGGUCACGCGGCAACAUUGAGACCUAACAAGAAGAGGCUUGCAGCGAUCUUAUCAGAGAGUGAAACAAUAAAGUGGAAGACUUUUGAAAACCGUGUGAGGAAAAUGAUAGAGGAAAGUCGCAAAGUUCGUCUUAGGCCUUAUGGACGCAGUAUCUAUAGACAACCGAAAUGCCCAGAGUGUAUGUGUAAAUUUUGA